Molecule: messenger RNA, 780 nt
Organism: Cynocephalus volans (Philippine flying lemur)
Lineage: Eukaryota; Metazoa; Chordata; Mammalia; Dermoptera; Cynocephalidae
Gene: TMEM106A
Product: transmembrane protein 106A
Exons: 7
Coding region: 1-780 (259 amino acids)
Source: RefSeq, a predicted model, not a curated record
AUGGGUGAGACUUUCUCCCAGCUGGGCUCUUGGCAGGAGGAUGAGAACGAGUUGAUCCUGCCCCCUGACCCAACCAUUAGUAAGGCUGCCAACUACUUCAGCACCGAUAGCAGCAAGUCUUUUUGUUCCUGUGUGCCUUGGGCUGCUGAUGCCAGCUUUGUGACUUGUCCCACCUGCCAAGGCAGUGGGGAGAUCCCCAGAGAGAUGGAAAAGCAGCUGGUGGCCCUCAUCCCCUAUGGGGACCAGAGGCUGAAGCCCAGGCACACGAAGCUCUUCGUGUUCCUGGCAGUGCUUAUCUGCCUGGUGACCUCCUCCUUUAUCAUCUUUUUCCUGUUUCCCCGGUCUAUCGCUGUGCAACCUGCAGGCCUCAACUCCUCUACAGUGGCCUUUGAUGAAGCUGAUAUCCACCUCAAUAUAACAAAUAUCUUGAACAUCUCCAAUAGCAACUACUACCCUAUCACUGUGACCCAGCUGACCAUCGAGGUUCUGCACCUGUCCCUUGUGGUGGGGCAGGUUUCUGAUAGCCUCCUCCUACACAUUGGCCCUUUGGCCAGUGAACAGAUGUUUUAUGCAGUAGCCAGCAGGAUAUGGGAUGAAAACACAUACAAAAUCUGUACCUGGCUGAAAAUCAAAGUCCACCAUGUGCUUUUGCACAUCCAGGGCACACUGACCUGUUCCUACCUGAGCCAUUCAGAGCAAGUGGUCUUCCAGAGCUAUGAAUAUGUGGACUGCCGGGGAAACACAUCAGUGCCCUACCUGCUGAGCCCCCACCCACCAUGA